CUCGUCCUCGCCUCACUCUCGACCCCUCGCUCGCCCACAGAUAUGAGCGCAGAUUCAUCCACAUCGUCUCCUGGGACCACGAGGCGCAUUCAUAUCUCCCCGCUCGAUCCCACCAUUCACACUCGCGAAGCCCUUCUCAACCUUCUAAGCCCGCACGCCUCAUCCGUCUCUCUCUCCUCGUGGCCUCCCAAACCAAAUGGCGUAGGCCAGCCACGCAACUAUGUCCAUGCGACCUUGCGCGGCGACGAAGUCAAGAUCAAGAAGGCCGUUGCGAGGAUAAGCGGCAGUGUGUGGAAGGGCACAAAGCUGUGGAUCAGGGAGGCCAAGCGCGAUUACAAGGGAGGGUAUGGAAGUGCCGAGGAAGCGGGCGACAAGCCUGCGGACGCCGCAGAGAGCAGUAAGAAGAGGAAGAGAAAGAUUGCCAAACCCUCGAGUCGUCGAGAGCACGAGAGCAUCACCGAUAUCGUGACUGAGGCAGGCGUCAAGGAGGGUAAAGUCUGGGGUUGGAAGCUCACACCCGCAGGCCAUCUGCUGCGACCCAUUCAGAUGCGACCCUCUCAUCCCCUACCGCCGCAAACCUCGUCGUCAUCGUCGCAUAUAGAGGCAUCGACGUCAGGCGCCAAGAACAUGCGGCGCAAAAAGAAGAAGAAUCAGCUCGCUGCCCCGCCGAGCAGGGCAAGGAGAAUGCUGAUCGAUCCAACGAGGUAUGGGGCUGUUCAUCUCGGGGAAGGGUUGCUUGGCGACGAUGACGACGUUGCGACGUCACACGAGGUGUGGGUGUGUGAGGAAAUGGAAGGCACUGACGGGGAAGAGGGCAAAGUCAGAUGGGUCAGACAGGGCAGUGAAGGGAUGGAAGUGGACGAAGUCGUAGUUGCUGGGCAGAAGCGCAAGGCAGGCGAGGAGGUUGCGAUCCUCGAGCACGACGAGGAUGCAGCAUCAGAGAGCAGCGUCGCCUCGUCCUCGUCGUCAUCCUCCGAUGUCUCGUCAUCUUCUGAAUCAAGUGACUCGGCAUCCCGUUCUGCAAGCCCGCUUCCAGCUCAAUCAGCUGACCUCGCUCCGGGCAACUUCACACUCGACCCUUACGAUCCGGAUGAAGAGGAUCGCUUCUCCGAUGGGUAUGAUGAAGGACGUGGCGAUCCAGCGCGCGCUGCGGCUGCAUCCGACGCUCAGCCCAGCGGCGAUGAGACGGCCAGAAGCAUGAACCUGAUCAAAGAGAUGUUCGGUCAUGGGUGGAAGCCGAAGCAAGCUGGUACGGUGCCCCAAUUGAUUCCGCAAGGGGAGGAAGAGGACUCAGAGGCAGAGGACGAGGGGGAAGCGGGAGGUGCCUGGUGGAAGAAGCCUGCGCGGCCGAGCGUGGCGCCAAAGAAAGCAAGCGCGGUGCAAUCGAUGGUGGCAGAGCAUCAAGAGCAGGACGACGAAGAGGAAGAGGAUGACGGAGCGGCAGGAGGCGCUUGGUGGAAGAAACCGGCUCGUCCGAGUAAGGUUGCGAAGAAGGAAGAAAGAUCACAGGAGCCAGCGGCUGCUCAGCCUGAGAAAUCUGCUCGAGCUCAACAGCAAGCGAAGCCGAAGGCGGAGGUCGUUCGACCGAAGAAGGUGGAGAGUCCUUCGCCCCCCGCGCAAUCGAAAGAUGAGGAGAAGGUAGCUCCGACGCCGACAUUCGUGUCCAAGCAGAGAGAGACGGCGCUGAAAAAGGAUGCAAAGAAGGCAGCUAUCUCUGUCCCAAAGCAGAGCGAGCCGCAGCAUGCGGCUGUUGAGCAGCCAUCGGUGCCUGCCGCCCCAGCUGCGGCACCACAGCCUCCUGCUCAAACUGCUCCGGCCGCAAUUGAGCCAAGCUCAGCUCCCAAUGGCAGCACAGCUAGCCCACAGGCCCCUGCUGCGGGCUCCAGGCGAGCCGCCCUCAUGGCGAAGAUGCGCCAAGCGCAGUCAGGCAGCCAAGAUGCUUAUGGCGCCGCCUCAGCGUCUUUCAUGCCGGUUGCCCGCUUCGAGCCUGGAGUGCCUGCGGCCGCCAUUGCAGCAGAGCCCGCUGUAAACGCGAGUCACGCUCAGCCGGCAGAGGAGAAGGCAACUGCUGUCGAAGAAGCACCAGCAAAGGUCGUAGACCAAAACGACGCUUCCUCUGUCAGCAAUGCAGUCGCUCCUCCACAGGCCGAGUUCAACGUCCGCAUGGGAAGCCUCAAGGACAUGUUCAAGCCGCAGGAAGGAGCAGGCGGUUUCUCCCUCAUGGGCUCGCUGCUAGGCGAUGAGGAACUGGACGAGGGAAUGGACUUUGAUGCCGCGCCGGAGAAUGACGUCGUGGAGGAGAUGGCCAAGGGCCGAGCCGACGAGGACUCAGCCGCCAGCAAGCGCAGCGAGAAGAAACCCACCUUUCCACCAUCACAACCCUUCUUCCCUACCUUCAAUGAGGACAUCGACGGUGCCUCCCGUCCUUCGGCCGUUCAGCAGGACGACGAUGAUGACAAUGACGACGUACUCCUCUCUUUUCUACGCCCGGACACAGAGGAGCAAAUGAGGGACAAGUGGGAGCGGAGGAAAACGGAUCUGACACAGGAUUACAAGCGCAGGCAUCGGGAGGCGGUCAAGAAGGUUAGGAGGAGGGGAGUGGUGACGUCGGGGAGGGGAUAAGCUCGGUUGAAGCAGAGGGGAAGUCGUGCUUGCGAUUGAUUGAUGAACGAAGCAUGGCUUCGCCUUGCGUGUCCCACAAGAUGAAUGGCUUGAGGACAACGGGAUCCACCAUUCGCCCUCCUUGUUUUGCAGUACGAUUCAUCAAACUAUUUGCCAGCACGCGUUGGGCAGCAAUGAAUGGGAUAUAUUCUUGUCCGAUGCCGAAGCAGGAGUGAAGCAAGAAGGGUACAAGCAAUGAAUCAGAGCAGAGCCGACGAUGGGAAGGAGAUGAAGGCGAAAUAGAAUAUCUACAGCAAUUCCGCUGAUCCGCUGAGAAGAUGAAGGGGCGUCGAAGAGAGAGGAUGCGAUCACAUCGCCCGACCUGGCUGGACAUUCGACUCAUCAGCGUCCGCGAACGCAUCAGCACUGGUGCUCGUGUUCAAGCCUCG
Molecule: messenger RNA, 3050 nt
Organism: Jaminaea rosea
Lineage: Eukaryota; Fungi; Basidiomycota; Exobasidiomycetes; Microstromatales
Exons: 1
Coding region: 43-2622 (859 amino acids)
Source: RefSeq, a predicted model, not a curated record